UUUCUGGCAUCAAUAUACAAGUAGUGGCUCAGCUGAAUGCCUCUCUAAUUCUUUUUGCCAGGCCAUCUCGUUCUGUGGUACUUCCUCACUAUGCGUUUGCUUUUUUUCUUCCUUCCACUUCUUCCAUUAGCUAUUUCUGUUCAUUUCAAUAUACCUCGCUUUGGUCCUGAGGUAAACAUCGUUCUUUAUCACGGUGAUGCUGCGCCUUCAUCUGGUGGCGUCGUUGAAUUAAUCAGCAAGUACGACUAUACAUGCCGUGUUGGUUGGGCCGUCUAUGCUGAAAGGAUCAUGCUAUGGGACUCAACCACAGGGAAACUUUCUGAUUUCACGUCCCAUUUCUCUUUCAACAUUGACACCCGAGGAGCUUCUAAAUAUGGCCAUGGGCUUGCAUUCUUCCUUGGUCCGGUUGGAUUUGAAAUCCCACCGAAUUCUGCCAGUGGCUUUUUGGGCUUGUUUAACACCUCAACUAUGGAUUCGUCUCAGAACCAAAUCAUUAUGGUGGAGUUCGAUUCAUUUCCAAAUGAAGAAUGGGAUCCCAAGCCUCUGGUUGAGCAUGUAGGGAUCAACAACAACUCUCUUGCUUCAGCAGUGCAUACUGCCUGGAACGCAAGCUUUCACAGUGGAGAUACCGCUGAUGUAUGGGUUACUUACAAUGCAAAAACUAAAAAUUUGAGCGUAUUUUGGACUUAUAAGAAAACCUCCAAUCCUCAAGAGAAUACUAGUUUGUUUUACAUAAUUGAUCUGAAGGAGGUUUUGCCGGAAUGGGUUACUAUUGGGUUUUCAGCUGCUACAGGUCAAUACGGAGAACGACUCCAACUUCAAUCCUGGGAAUUCAAUUCUAGUUUGAAUUUCCAGGGAAAAAAUGGAAACAGUUCAAAGAGGACCAGAAUAAUAGUUGGUGUUGGAGUUUCAGUAUGUGUUCUAGCAGGUGGGACGAUCGUAGGAAUUUUGAUUUCUUUCAGGAGGAGGAAGAAACAGAUGAUGGCAAGGAAAAAGGGGGAGGAAAGGAACUUGACGUCAGUCAAUGAAGACCUUGAAAGAAGAGCUGGACCUAGAAGGUUUUCUUAUGAAGAUCUCGUUUCAGCUACCAAUAACUUCUCGGAAGAAAGGAUGCUGGGGAAAGGAGGGUUUGGUGCUGUUUACAAGGGAUACUUAAUUGAUAUGGACUUGGCAAUUGCUGUGAAGAAAAUUUCAAGAGGAUCUAGACAAGGUAAAAAGGAGUAUAUUACUGAGGUGAAAACCAUUGGCCAAUUGAGACACCGGAAUCUGGUUCAACUCUUGGGUUGGUGCCAUGAUAAAGGUGAGUUUCUACUUGUUUAUGAAUUCAUGCCAAAUGGUAGUCUAGAUGCUCAUCUCUUUGGCAAGAGGGCUCCUCUUAAAUGGCCUGUGAGAUACAAGAUAUCUCUUGGCUUGGCCUCAGCAUUGCUCUAUCUUCAUGAAGAGUGGGAGCAGUGUGUGGUACACCGAGAUGUCAAAUCCAGCAAUGUAAUGCUAGACUCUAAUUUUAAUGCCAAGCUGGGUGACUUUGGGUUAGCUCGGCUCACAGACCAUGAAAUUGGUCCCCAAACAACAGGAUUAGCAGGAACUCUAGGUUACUUAGCUCCAGAAUAUAUAAGCACAAGAAGAGCUAGCAAGGAAUCUGAUGUGUACAGCUUUGGAGUGGUUGCGUUAGAGAUUGCCAGUGGAAGAAGGGCAAUUGAUCAUAUUGAACAAGAGAACGAAAUGAAUUUGGUAGAGUGGAUUUGGGAACUUUAUGGACAUGGGAAGCUUCAUUUGGCUGCUGACAAGAAACUUCACAUGGAUUAUGAAGAGAAACAGGUGGAGUGUUUGAUAAUUGUUGGAUUAUGGUGUGCUCACCCUGAUCACAAUUUAAGGCCAUCAAUGAGACAAGCAAUUCAAGUUUUAAAUUUCGAGGCUCCACUCCCAAAUCUACCUGCUAAAAUGCCUGUGCCCAUGUUUCGUGCACCGUCCCCAUCUGUGAGCUCAGGUGAACCCUUCCUAACUAAUUCCAGCCUAGGAUUGGGUCGUUGAACAUUCAUGGCUUCUGUAGUGUCUCUAGUAAACCAAAUCAAUUAAACAUGUUUCAGUUUCUCAGGUUGUUGCUACAACCCCAGUUUGUCCUUCGCAGCGUUCCUGUCAUAGAUAGAAGAGAAUAAUAGAGCAAUUAAUGUUUCCAAUAAUUUCAGAUGUCAUCAUGUAAAGCCUUCAACA
Messenger RNA from Hevea brasiliensis (rubber tree), 2211 nucleotides. RefSeq names its product L-type lectin-domain containing receptor kinase IX.1-like. The coding region runs from base 91 to 2031 and encodes 646 amino acids. The transcript has a single exon. Lineage: Eukaryota; Viridiplantae; Streptophyta; Magnoliopsida; Malpighiales; Euphorbiaceae. The record is from RefSeq and is a predicted model, not a curated record. Gene Ontology annotation, cellular component: plasma membrane. Gene Ontology annotation, molecular function: protein kinase activity; carbohydrate binding; ATP binding. Gene Ontology annotation, biological process: protein phosphorylation.